Molecule: messenger RNA, 726 nt
Organism: Gracilinanus agilis (Agile Gracile Mouse Opossum)
Lineage: Eukaryota; Metazoa; Chordata; Mammalia; Didelphimorphia; Didelphidae
Gene: TACR1
Product: tachykinin receptor 1
Exons: 4
Coding region: 1-726 (241 amino acids)
Biological process (GO): positive regulation of flagellated sperm motility; G protein-coupled receptor signaling pathway
Cellular component (GO): sperm midpiece; plasma membrane
Molecular function (GO): substance P receptor activity
Source: RefSeq, a predicted model, not a curated record
AUGGGGAUCAAAGGUCCAGAAGAUCCAAAUGUCUUCAAAGUCAAGAUCGGGUAUGACAGAAUUGCAUCACAACACUAUGGCUUCAGGUACCACAUCUGUGUGACUGUGUUGAUCUACUUCCUCCCUCUGUUGGUGAUUGGUUAUGCAUACACGAUGGUGGGCAUCACCCUCUGGGCAAGUGAGAUUCCUGGGGACUCUUCUGACCGCUAUCAUGAGCAAGUGUCUGCCAAGCGCAAGGUGGUCAAGAUGAUGAUUGUGGUGGUCUGUACAUUUGCCAUCUGCUGGCUACCCUUCCACAUCUUCUUUUUGCUGCCCUACAUCAACCCGGACCUUUAUAUGGAGAAGUUCAUCCAACAAGUCUACCUGGCUAUCAUGUGGUUGGCCAUGAGCUCUACAAUGUACAACCCCAUCAUUUACUGCUGCCUCAAUGACAGGUUUCGCAUUGGCUUUAAACAUGCCUUCCGGUGCUGUCCAUUCAUCAAUGCUACAGAAUAUGAGGGUCUUGAAAUGAAGUCCACCCGCUAUCUGCAAACUCAAGGCAGCAUGUAUAAAGUCAACAGAAUUGAGACCACUGUCUCUUCAGUUGUUGGGGUCAAUGAGGAUGAGUUAGAAGAUGGCUCCAAAGCCAAACGCUUAUCCCUUGACCUCACUUCCAAUGGUUCUUCAAGAAGUGAUUCCAAAACCAUGUCUGAAAGCUUCAGCUGCUACUCCAACACUAUCUCCUAA